Lycium barbarum (goji berry) is the source of this 711-nucleotide messenger RNA. RefSeq lists its product as uncharacterized. Bases 1 to 711 code for a protein of 236 amino acids. The transcript has a single exon. NCBI's taxonomy places the organism in Eukaryota, Viridiplantae, Streptophyta, Magnoliopsida, Solanales, Solanaceae. The record is from RefSeq and is a predicted model, not a curated record.
AUGGAUAUUCCCUAUUUACCAAAUUGUCCCGUUUUUGUGUUUGAUGGCAAAAAUAAUUUUGAGAGUUGGUAUCAACAGAUGAAGAAUUUUUUCAAUGUUGUUGGACUAUGGUCCAUUAUUGAUACAGGGUUCGUGAAAACCGCAGAAGGCACAACAUUGACCGGUGAAGCAGCUAAAGAUUUGGAGAAAAAUAGACAAUUGGAUUAUAAGGCACGUUUCUACCUUGACAGCAAGGUCGAAUUGUAUGUGUACAAUAAAUUUUUACAUGUAAAGUCAGCAAAGGAGACUUGGAAAAUUUUGGUUAAUUCACAUCGAGGUUCUGCAGACGUAAGAAAAGUCAAAUUGCAAGAGCUUAGAAGACAAUACGAGUUGGCCCAAAUGAAACCUACAGAGUCUGUCAAAGAAUUCUUUACAAGAGUUAUUGAUAUUGUCAACGAUAUGACGACAAACGGAGAAACAUUAGAUCAAGUUAAAGUUGUUGAAAAAAUAUUGCGGCCCUUGAGUAUAAAAUCUCACACUAAGAAGACGGUUCUUGAGGCAACCAAAGAUCUUAGCACUUUGACACUUGAUGAUGUAGAAGGUGAACUGGUGACAUAUGAGAUGUCCCUGAAUCAACAAACAACUAAAACAGUUGAUGAGGCAUUGCAAGCAAAGGUGAACCAACCUAAAGAAAAAGAAGAAACAUCAAAUCUGGCUGAAACAAAUCAAUGA